Molecule: messenger RNA, 1519 nt
Organism: Populus nigra (black poplar)
Lineage: Eukaryota; Viridiplantae; Streptophyta; Magnoliopsida; Malpighiales; Salicaceae
Product: aquaporin NIP6-1-like
Exons: 6
Coding region: 330-1274 (314 amino acids)
Biological process (GO): transmembrane transport
Cellular component (GO): membrane
Molecular function (GO): channel activity
Source: RefSeq, a predicted model, not a curated record
GGCAGGCACAGAGUCUAACAAGAAGCUCACAGAGUGCUCUAAUCUUCUCAAUAAUUGAGUGAAGACAUUGAGUAUAAAAAAUCCAAGUGGUAAAGACAGGAAAUCAGUGAUUCAUGUUUCAUGAUAAAGGCCUCUUUUUCUAAGUUUCUCCGCACAGGACUUCUUGCAAUGUCCCACCGUCCACUUCCAAAGGCCACAAACCUCCCAUCUCCAGCAGUUCCAACCACUAGCUUCAUCUCUCUCUCUCUCCAUUUCUAGGGAUUCUCCAAGUCAACUUCUUUUCUCUAUUUCUGUUCUAGAUAUACCAGUUAUCCCACUUCCUUCAAAGCAUGGAGAAGCAAUCGCAAAUUCCGACUAGAUUUAUGGACACUGAAGAGGUUCCAUCAGCUCCUUCAACCCCAGCAACACCAGGGACUCCUGGUGCUCCUCUCUUUGGUGGGUUUAAGGGGGAGAGAGGCGUUCACGGUAGAAAAUCUCUUUUGAGAAGUUGCAAGUGUUUCGGUGUUGAAGAAUGGGCUAUGGAAGAAGGAAGAUUACCUCCUGUCUCUUGCUCAUUGCCCCCUCCUCCUGUCUCACUUGCUAGAAAGUUGGGAGCUGAAUUCAUGGGCACUCUUAUACUGAUCUUCGCUGGGACGGCCACAGCCAUUGUUAACCAAAAAACACAAGGUUCAGAGACUCUCAUCGGCCUUGCUGCCUCUACUGGAUUAGCUGUGAUGAUCGUUAUAUUAUCAACCGGCCACAUCUCUGGAGCUCAUCUCAACCCAUCCAUCACCAUUGCAUUUGCUGCCUUGAAACACUUUCCAUGGAAACAUGUGCCGGUGUAUAUUGGGGCACAAGUAUUGGCAUCACUGUGUGCUGCAUUUGCUUUGAAGGUGAUAUUUCACCCUAUGAUGGGAGGGGGAGUCACGGUUCCUUCCGGGGGACAUGGUCAAGCUUUUGCUUUGGAGUUCAUUAUUAGCUUUAUCCUCAUGUUUGUUGUCACUGCUGUGGCCACCGACACAAGAGCUGUGGGGGAGCUGGCGGGAAUCGCGGUAGGGGCUACCGUCAUGCUCAACAUACUCAUAGCCGGGGAAACAACAGGGGCAUCAAUGAACCCAGUCAGAACAUUAGGGCCAGCCAUAGCUGCAAAUAACUAUAAAGCCAUAUGGGUUUACCUCACUGCCCCGAUCCUCGGGGCAUUGUGUGGAGCAGGAACUUACUCUGCUGUCAAGCUGCCUGAGGAAGAUGGUGAUACUAAUGAAAAAACAUCAGCUACAAGGAGCUUCGGGAGGUGAUUAUUCAACAUGAUCAACAAACCUGCACAAAUAAUCCCAAAAUGCUGUUAGAUGAAGUGCAGAUGAAGAAAACGAGAUGAAGCUACUGCACAUUGCAUUCUAGUGGGUCUAACAAAAAAUUAAGAUGAAAUGUGAAUAUGUUGGCUUUUACCAAUGUAUAUGAAGAAAUUACUUUGCGGUGCUAGCUAUCUCAGAUGGAAGUGAUAUAACGUUGUCUUGAAAUACAUGAGACUAAAUUGGGCGCA